AAAAUAAUAGGUUGAAAGAAAUAAACACACAAAAACCAAUUCAAUGAUCAUGCCAGAACAUUAAAUGCUUGUUGAUACAAUUUGUAGAUGGAUUUCAUGGAAACAUCACAACAGUGUGCUAAAGAAAAAUCGUGAUUUGUCACCAAAGUGAUACACCAGAUGUGUAUGUGUAAUUUGAUAAAUAAAAAUUAAAUGACAACCGAUCUGACAUCCAAAUACCGAUAAGAAAUUAAAGCCAGAAAAGAUAUACACGACGCAUAUAUAUCGAAUAUUGUGUCGUUUAUUUGGCAUUUGUCAAUCGCCUCUAUGUUUAUUGAUGUCAAUACACGGUUGUUUUUUUUGUAUGGUUGGCAUAAAAAUUAAACUAUAUGUGUUAACUACAAGACUGAUUUGAAUAAAAAAACGAGUUAAAAGAAAACUGACAGAGAUGGGCUUGAACAUAAGUCGACAAACGGAUCUCUCCGAUAAUACAUAUUUGAAGCAGUUUGUUGGCAAAAAUCACAUCGAAGCCACCAACGAUGACUUCUGGAACUCAUUCUUACAAUAUCAAAUUACGUUGCCAGCUAACAGCGAAGAGCAACUCAGCCUUGAUUCCCGCCUUGAGACAAUGUGUCAAGAAUUCAUAGCCCACAAUUUGGCAACGGGAAAUUUUGGAUCGCUCAUAACAGUAUUUUUGAACAAAGUUAGUCAAUUACUGGAGUUAUCCGAUAAAGACAGUAGCAUGCAUAUAUGGCAAACAUUUAACGCACUCUUCAUCAUUCGAUGUACGGUGAAAUAUUUGAUUGAGACGGGUUCAGAGUACCAAUUAUUGCAACAUUUUGAAGCGAUGCCCGAUGCAAACAUAUUAUUGAAUGGCACAACAACGACGACGACAUCAACAACUGUUGACAUUGACAAUGAAAAUAAAACGAAACCGGUACGAACGGUAGAUGGUUCAAAAUUUGAAGCAUUCUUCGAUGCAGUCGUCAACCUACUGAUCAUCAUUCCGGUGAAAGAGUUCACUUAUCAUCUACACUUGGAGGCGGUAAAUUUGCUGAUAGUUCUGUUGUCAGUGCAUCUUUUUUCACAACAACCAAUCGAAAAAUCAAUCAUUUUUAGAACGGUAUACAAUAAUGCAAAUGCAAACACUCUAAUGAGUGCAUUGCUGCAUUUUGUAAGCCGUAUGGUUGACGAGCCAACGACUAUGUUUGGCAUCAACACAGGCGGUUCACUGGUUUUUGGUCUUGCCGAAUCGUUACUAUCCAUUUUUACGUUCCGAAAAACACAUCAGGAUUUUCUUGGCUCAAAUGACUUACCAACCGCAUUCAAAGAACACUAUCCACUAGCAAAUCAAAGCCUCCUACUUAUACUUAUACUUGUCAACCAUUGUACGGCAAAUACUAAAAAUAACAAAUAUCGCGAAAGCUUAUUUGGAUGCUGUGAUUCAAAAGUGGAGUCUCCAAAGGAUGGGCAUACAUUUAAAAUCGACUUUGUUCAAUUGUUCAAUACUUUGUGCAAAAUUGUAACGAUCGAUCAAGCAACAUUGCUACUAUAUUUGCUACUGCAUCGCAACCAACAAUUCUAUCAAUUUGCAAUGGCCCAAGAGAAUCUACAACAAAUGGUGAUACCAAUAUUGCAAACGCUUUAUAAUGCACCGGACAGUACGUCACAUCACAUCUAUAUGACUUUGAUCGUUUUGCUGAUUCUGAGUGAAGAUGAUGGUUUCAAUAAAAGCGUACAUCAAAUUAUAUUAAAAAAUAUCCAUUGGUACACGGAACGUUCAAUUUCCGAAUUAUCACUAGGCGGCCUUUUAAUAUUAGUCGUAAUCCGAACCAUUCAAUAUAAUAUGUUAAAAAUGCGCGAUAAAUACCUUCAUACGAAUUGUUUAGCAGCCUUGGCGAAUAUGAGCGGUCAAUUUCGCCAUUUGCAUCCGUAUGUGAGUCAGAGACUAGUUAGUUUAUUCGAAACAUUGGCCAAAAAGCAUGCACGUCUGUAUGCCGAUAUGAAUGGUGGCGUUGCCGGUGCCAGCAGUAUGAGCGAUGGUAGUGGCGUUGAAAGUGGCACCAAUAGUACAUCAACCAUUAUUGCAACCGAUGCAGCCGUACGUUCAAUGGUACUAGAGGAUCUAUCAGUGCUGGAAGAAGUGUUGCGUAUGGUCUUAGAAAUAAUCAACUCAUGCAUAUCGCAUCAACUAGUUUAUUGUCCAAAUCUUGUGUACACCCUAUUGUAUAAGCGGCAUGUAUUUGAAGCAUUUCGAAGUCAAUCAGCAUUUCAAGACAUCAUUCAAAACAUCGACAUGGUUGUUGGUUUCUUUUCGUCACGCUUACAACGAGUUCAAGAUCAACGCGGUGAAUUGGGUGUAAACGAGGUUUUGGAGGUUAUAUCGAAAGGUGCAAGUCAAUGGUCAAGUGACCGACUGCGAAAAUUUCCCGAUUUAAAAUUUCGCUAUGUUGAAGAGGAUUCGCCUGAAGAGUUUUUCAUACCAUACGUAUGGUCGCUAGUCACCAAAGGAUCAUUACAUUUCAAUUCGGAAAUUAUGAAAGGACUCAGCAGUGAAAUCAAUUGCUAAGCAAUCGUAUAUAUCGAGUAUAAUCAAUAUCGCAGGUCAAUCAAUUGUCAAUAAUCUGAACAAUAAUAAACAAUGAUAUGUUUGAUACAAAUAUGUGAACAAA
Contarinia nasturtii (swede midge) is the source of this 2651-nucleotide messenger RNA. Its product is annotated as dymeclin. Gene Ontology annotation, cellular component: Golgi apparatus. NCBI's taxonomy places the organism in Eukaryota, Metazoa, Arthropoda, Insecta, Diptera, Cecidomyiidae. Gene Ontology annotation, biological process: Golgi organization. The record is from RefSeq and is a predicted model, not a curated record. The transcript is spliced from 11 exons. Bases 428 to 2548 code for a protein of 706 amino acids.